GACGCGGCGGGGGCGGGGCGGGGCGGCGGGACUGGCCGUCGGGGCUGGCACCGCGGCCCCGGGGCGCCCAUGCCAUGGAGAAGCUGGCGGCCGGACUGGCGGGGCUGCGCUGGAGCAUGGGCGCCUUCCCGCUCGACCUCAUCGUUAGCCGCUGCCGCCUGCCCACGCUCGCCUGCCUCGGGCCAGGGGAGUAUGCCGAGGGCGUCAGUGAACGAGACAUCCUGCUCAUCCACUCCUGCCGCCAGUGGACCACAGUGACAGCACACACGCUGGAAGAGGGCCACUACGUCAUCGGGCCCAAGAUUGACAUCCCUCUGCAGUACCCAGGUGUGCCUGCCUGCAGGGACAGAUGGCAGGAAGCUGGGAAGUUCAAGCUCCUGGAGCAGGCUCGGGACGUUCGGGAGCCGGUGCGGUACUUCAGCAGUGUGGAGGAGGUGGCCAGCGUCUUUCCUGACCGCAUCUUCGUGAUGGAGGCCAUCACCUUCAGUGUCAAGGUGGUGUCGGGCGAGUUCAGCGAGGACAGCGAGGUGUACAACUUCACGCUGCACGCGGGCGACGAGCUGACGCUGAUGGGCCAGGCGGAGAUCCUGUGCGCCAAGACGCCCAAGGAGCGCUCGCGCUUCACCACGCUGCUGCGCAAGCUGGGCCGCGCGGGGGCGCUGGCGGCGGGGGGCGCGGGGGGCGUGGGGCCCGCCAAGGCCAAGAUGCCCUGCCUCAUCUGCAUGAACCACCGCACCAACGAGAGCCUGAGCCUGCCGUUCCAGUGCCAGGGCCGCUUCAGCACCCGCAGCCCGCUCGAGCUGCAGCUGCAGGAGGGCGAGCACACGGUGCGCGCCAUCAUCGAGCGCGUGCGGCUGCCGGUGAACGUGCUGGUGCCGCGCCGGCCGCCGCGCAACCCCUACGACCUGCACCCGGUGCGCGAGGGCCACUGCUACAAGCUGGUGAGCAUCAUCUCCAAGACCGUGGUGCUGGGGCUGGCGCUGCGCCGCGAGGGCCCGGCGCCGCUGCACUUCCUGCUGCUCACCGACGCGCCGCGCUUCGCGCUGCCGCAGGGCCUGCUGGCCGGGGACCCGCGCGUCGAGCGCCUGGUGCGCGACAGCGCCUCCUACUGCCGCGAGCGCUUCGACCCCGACGAGUACUCCACGGCCGUGCGCGAGGCCCCCGCCGAGCUGGCCGACGACGGCGCGCCCCCGCGGCCCCGCGCGCGCCUCUGCCUGCCCGCGCCCGCGGCCCCCGGCCCCGGCCCCGGCCCCGGCCCGCGCGCGCCCGCCGACGCCGACCAGGACUACGUGAGCCCCGACUGGGCCUGCGCGCCCGAGCCCGCGCCGCCCGCCGCCGAGAUCCCCUACGAGGAGCUGUGGGUGCACCAGGCCGACGGCCUCGACGGCAGAGCGCGCGCGCCGCCCGGGCCCGACCUCAUCUCCUUCGGCGCCGCCGCGCUGCCCCGCGCAGAGCCCGAGCCGCCGCCGCUGCCCCCCAAGUCCGAGGCGGUGAAGGAGGAAUGUCGCCUGCUCAACGCCCCUCCAGUGCCUCCCCGGGGUGGCAAUGGCAGCGGCCGGCCCUCGGACAGCCCCCCGGUACCCCCACGCUUCCCCAAGCUGCAGCCAGUCCACUCGCCCAGCUCCAGCCUCUCCUACUACUCGUCUGGCCUACAGGAUGGGGCAGGCUCCCGAAGCGGCAGUGGCUCCCCGUCCCCUGAUGCCUACUCCCUCUACUGCUACCCCUGCACAUGGGGCGACUGCAAGGCGGCGGAGUCCUCCAGCCGUGCUGCCCCAGGCCUGCUGCCAUCCACCACGCAGCCCGGCCAGGCCCCCCGGGCCCUGGCCGAGCCCCUGAGCAGCAGAGGAGCCUCCCUACUGGGGGCUGACAACCCGGCCAAGCCCUACCACAGCUGCCCACCCCUGUUCAAGCCCUCACAUCCCCAGAAACGUUUCGCUCCCUUUGGGGCUCUCAACCCCUUCUCAGGGCCUGCCUACCCCUCUGGCCCCGCCACGGCCACCUCCUCAGGUCCCCUGGCGGCCUCCAGCGUGGCCUACUCCCCGGGCCCUGGCUCCCCCGGCCAGGCCUACCCGGCUGCUCCCGCUGCCUCCCCCACCUCCUCGUCUGAGUGGCAGGAGCCUGGUUUGGAGGCCUUUGACACCUUCGAGCUGGGCACAGGUGGCUCUCCUGAGCCCGAGCUGCUGCGUGGCCAGGAGCCCCGAGCUGGGGGUGCACCCGCUCCCCACCUCUCACCACUUGGACCCCCCAAGGCCUUUGACAUGGAGGGCGCGGCGCUGCGGCAGGUCCCUGCCCUGUCGGCCCCCACAGCCCUGCUCUCCCAGGGGCGCCUGGAGGGGGCUCCGGCCAGUCCCCGUGACGCUGGCCCCUGGCAGCCGCCCGCUGACCUGUCGGCGCUGUCACUGGAGGAGGUGUCCCGCAGCCUGCGCUUCAUCGGGCUCUCGGAGGACGUGGUGAGCUUCUUUGCCCGUGAGCGCAUCGACGGCAGCAUCUUCGUGCAGCUGAGCGAGGACAUCCUGGCCGACGACUUCCGCCUCACCAAGCUGCAGGUCAAGAAGAUCAUGCAGUUCAUCAAAGGCUGGCGGCCCAAGAUCUGACCUGCCCAGGUGGCCGGGGAAUCUAGGGAAGGUGGCUGUGAGAGGGGGUCUUCUGGGCUCGGAUCCACGCUGCAGAUGUCUCUUCUGUGGGGCGAGGGGGCUGCAGGCACCGCACGCCGCCACCCAGAACCUCGCAGACUCUACCCAGCGCUCCUCAGGCCUUGGGUUAGAGACCAGGGACAGGAUAGCCCUAACCUCAGUGGAUACCCCAGGUGCCCUCCCAGUGCUGACUCUGAUUCCCUGGGGUGCCCUUCCAGCCUGCAAGAAGUCCAUGGAAGAGUGGGGAGACUGCCAGGUGCCCCUUGAUUCUAGAGGCCAUCACCCUCAUUGGCUCAAUGUUGCCUGGCCCACACCUGGUGACAUUCCUGGGCUUCCUGUCACUGGCACAGGCAGGAGAGCAUGGGGAUACGGGGACUCUGGGCCUCUCCCCUCCCCCUGGGGCUCAGGCCUCCCACUCUCGUUUGUGUAUUUCCAAGUGCCUGGAUCUUGUCCUCCUGUCCAGUUUGUCCUCCUGUCCAGGGCCUCAGCUUAGGACUGGGAUUAAGUGUAGCUUCCUAGCAACCGCGCGUUGGUGUUGAACAGAGCUGGGGCCAGGGUGGUGUCAGUGUCUGGGCAGGGCCCUGGCACAGCACAAAGUCCUCACUCGCCUCUGGGGAACCCGGUGAUCCGUCUGUCACCAGGUGCCCAGCCCACUGAGUGCUUCCCUCUCGGCCUCACACCCUCUAGCAGCAGGUACGGCCUGCAUUGCUGUCUUCCCAGCAUGCCUGGGUAUUUAUUUUCUCAGUGUGCCCUCAUAGGAGCCAGGAGGUCGUGCUGGUGCCCAGACAGACAGCCUGGGCAGUGAGGAAGGGGUGCCAGCAAGUGCAGCGCAGACGCUGAUGCCCAUACACGGCUUCCUUGCCGUCACUCACGCCGUCCUUGAAGGCCUACAGGAAUAAACGCUAGGGCGCUGCAGACUUGUGCGCUACUUUCUUCUGGAGGCCGGGGGAACAGGCACGGGGCACGUCACGGGGCAGGAGGGGCUUUGGACUGCACUUGUGUUUCUUUCCUGUGUUCCCCAGGACCCUCACCACCUGCCGCCAGCAUCUCCACAGAAUCCACGCUUCCUAGAGGGAAAGCCCCUGGACUCAGAGCUCACCUG
Messenger RNA from Erinaceus europaeus (western European hedgehog), 3735 nucleotides. RefSeq names its product GRB2 associated regulator of MAPK1 subtype 2 (gene GAREM2). NCBI's taxonomy places the organism in Eukaryota, Metazoa, Chordata, Mammalia, Eulipotyphla, Erinaceidae. The record is from RefSeq and is a predicted model, not a curated record. Bases 75 to 2594 code for a protein of 839 amino acids. The transcript is spliced from 6 exons.